AUGUAUCCGUAUAAAGGAAAUGGGAUGGAGGCUGGCAAGGGAGAGGUACUCCUUCUUCUUGAAAAGACUAAUUCUGAUUGGUGGAAGGCACAGAGGGACAACGGUCAGCACGGCUACCUGCCAGCCAAUUACGUUAAAGAGAUCGAACCCAAGGUCAUUAAAAAGGUAAUCCGCCAGCCAAUCAAAGAAAAGGUGAAGGUCAUGGUGACGAAGACAGGCAUGAAGAAAGAAGUGGAUCGCCGACGUAACUUGGAGGGCGCCAUUUUGUUUUUCAAAUUUUGGCGGGAAUGUGACAGCUUUGAAGACUGGAUGAAUGAGAAGGAACAAGUCUUAACAGCUAAAGAAAGCUUGUCCGAGAACAUGGAAGCAAUCAAGAAAAAAUAUGAGUCAAUUAACAUUCGAAAUUCUCACGAAAUCAGCACUCGUAUAAAAGGAACCAGCAGCAACAUCUUCAACGCGGUAAAACUCUUUAACAUUAUAACAUCCUCUAUGACAUCCUCUAUGACAUCCUCUAUGACAUCCUCUAUGACAUCCUCUAUGACAUCCUCUAUGACAUCCUCUAUGACAUUUUCUAAGUUAUUCGAGUUAUUUACUAAAAAGCACAAAAAUUCACUAAUAACAAUUGACCGAUCCGCCAUGUUGUUUGCGUGCCUUCUGAUAACUGACAUGGCGGCUAACGGUCACAUGAUCGAUGACAUCAACAAGAUGGCCGAUGAGAUGGUGAAAUCGAACCAUCUGAGGAAGGAACAAAUGGAACAAACUGAACAACUUGAAGAAGCAGAAAGAAAAAUCUCUUGCUGGUGCAUCUGGGUUGGUGAUGAAAAUGAUGAAGAUGGAAUCGAACUCUUCCAAAAACUGUGCGACGAACUGAAGGAAUGGAUGUCAGAGAAGAACAACUCCAUUGUCAACCCUGAAGAAGUUGGCAAAGACCUCAAAUCCAUCCAGCUACUCCAGAGGAGGCACCAGGGACUUCUCCAAGAGUUGAAACCUCUAGGGGACAAGAUUAACACCCUGGGGCUUAUUGCCCAAGACGUUCGCAAAUCGCACCCCGAUGAGACCCCACACGUCAAUGAGAGGGAGGGGGAGAUAAACAGUUUGUGGAAGGCACUGCAGGACAAAGCAAACAAACACAAAAAGUUGCUGGACGACAUGGAGCAGUUGUACAAAUUCAAGGGAGAUGCUAAGGAUUUGGAGACAAAGAUGAGUGAAUUGAAGAUGAAACUGAAGGAGAAGGAAGUGCCACACACGGUUGCAGAGGCUGAUGACCUUCUAAAGAAGCAUCACGACCUCAAAGACGAUGUCAAUAAUAACAGGCAGAAACUGAACAAACUGAUGGAAUUAGCGCGGGAAAUUCUGAACAAAGAUCCUGAAAACAGGGAGGUGGUGGACAGGAUGAAGUGGCUACAGUUGGAGCAGGAUGAACUGGAGGAGUUGUGGAAGAGGAAGAACAAGGGGCUCAACGAUGCUAAAGACUUCCAGGCUCGUUUAACCUUCCUUCACGAUGCCAACCAGCUGGAAUCUCAGAUAGCCAACCAGAAGGCACUACUUGACCUCAGUUUGAAUGAGAGACACGUUGUGCACGGGCUAGCUACAGAAUAUUUACCGUGCAUGUUCACCAUAGAAACAUCUGCUUCGUGGCUGGCGGCGUUCGAGAUCGCCUGGUAUGGACCUCCUCCUCGCCUGGCUGACCUAGACAAUCCCGAAGCCCUGAGGAAGAGGCAGGAGCAGAUCGAGGAUGCUCUGAGAGCCCAGGAGGAAAAGUUGAAGAUGUUGGACGCUCUGGCCGAUAAGAUGAUCAAGGACGGCCAUCCAGAAGCUAAAAACAUCGAUGCCAAGAGGAAAUCCUUGCGCGAGAAACUGGAGCAAGCUAAGCAGAAGUUGGAGGAACAGAAGAGGAAGCUGGUGGGAUCAGAGAUGAUGCUGGAGUUUAAGAAGGAUGCCGAUGAGCUCUCUGAUUGGAUACAGACCAAGUACCUGAUCGCAUGUGACGAAUCCUACAAAGACCUCACCAACCUUCUACCAAAACUUCAAAAACACCAAGCCCUCGAGGCAGAGGUCAAGGCCAACAAAGGUCGACUAGAUGAUCUCGUAGAUAAGGGAGAGGGCAUGAUCAGCGGGGGCCACUACGCUGCUCCGGAGGUCAAGAAAACCCUUGUCAAGGUCAAAGCUGAUUGGAUCAAGCUGGAUGAUAAGGUGAAGGACAAGGGCUUGAAGUUGAGGCAAGCUGCACAACAGGAGCUCUUUAAUAAGGCAUUGGAAGACGCCAAUCAGAAGCUGUCAGAGAUGGAGAGGUUGCUUGCAUCGCAGGAUCUUGGCAGAGACCUGAGGAGUGCCAAACAUCUGCUCUACAAACACCAGAUGUUAGAGAACGAGAUGAAAGUGAAUGCCGAGAACCUGAGAAGCAUCGUGGACCAGGGCAACCAACUGGCCAAAGAUGGACAUUUCGAUUCGAUGAGUAUUCUCAAAGCUGUUAAAGAUUUCGAUAAUCGCUUCAAAGCGCUACAGCAGCCAGUCGCUAAGCGUCGCCACCUUUUAGAAGAGUCGCUGAAGCAGCAUCAGUACAUUUUUGACGUGGAUUCUGAGCUGCAGUGGAUUCAAGAGCAUUUUCCGGCUGCUAGCUCAGUUGAUUUUGGAAGGACACUCAUCGAUGCGAUGAACUUGAACGCUAAGCACAAGAAACUUGACCUCGAGAUUCAAGGUCACCAGCCUCAAAUUGACAAAGUGGCCAAGGUAGGGGAGGGACUUGUUCGUGCCAACCACUUCGCCAGUAACGAUAUCAAGGCGAAAACAUCAGAACUCCUCUGCACGUGGCAGUCGUUGUUGGAUGCUGCUAAUUUAAGGAGGCGUGGCUUGGAGCUGUCGAUUAAUAAGCAUCAAGUGUGUAAGUACCUGUUAGAUGCAAACGACUUGCAGACCUGGAUAUCAGAAAAAAACAUCCUUCUAUCCAGUAAGGAUCUUGGGAAGGAUGAGAAUUCUGUGGAUAAGCUCAUCACUAAACAUAAGGCUUUGCAAUCAGAACUGACAGCUCAGAUGAAGUUACUAGGCGAUCUUGAGAAGAACUCGCAGGAGAUACAAAAAUCCGACCCCGCAUCCUCCAGAGAGAUCGCAACUAAACAGUCGACCUUGAACGAUCAAAUGCGACAAUUUGUGAAGAAAUCAUCUGAGAGGCUGGCCAACCUACUGGCUUCAAAGAGAGUUCUCGAAUUUAUGAGGGAGGGAGGUGAGUUGGAGGAGUGGAUGGAUGCCCAGAUGCUGGUUGUGACGUCAGAGGAGUAUGGUCAGGAUUACGAACACAUACAGGUGAUCUUGAACAAGUUCAAUGAGUUUCAGCUUGGAAUCGAAGCCGGGUCGAAGAGGUUUGUCAGAGUUGACAAGAUGGCGACAGAGCUCAUUGAGGAUAACAUUCCUAAUAAAGGGAUGGUAGUUGAGAAGCAGAAACAACUUAGAUCGCAAUGGCAGGACCUGCUGGAGCAGAUGGAGGCACGCAGUCAGAAGCUGCUCGGGGCCGGAGAGCUGCACCGAUUCAACAGAGACGUGGAGGAUGCCCUGACGAGGAUCCAGGAGAAGUAUGCCAGCAUCCCGGACGACCUGGGGAGAGAUCUCAAGACUGUGCAAGGCUACAUUAAGAAGCAUGAAACUUUUGAAAUUGAAUUGGUCGCUUUGGAUGCUCAGCUUCAAAUCCUUUUCGACGACUCGGAGCGACUGCAAGCGACGUAUCCGGGUGGGAAUGCGGAGCACAUCAAACACCAACAGGGAGUCGUCUGCGAGAACUGGGACAUCUUGAAGGAGAGGUCGGAACAAAGGAGGAUGAACCUGCAGGCACAACUCGAUCAUUACUGCCUACUCUCCGCUGCGCGCAACCUGAUAAGUUGGUCAGAGCAAUCCUUAUUGGACAUGCAAACCAGCAAGCCUCUCCCACUCAGCCAAUCAGUGAGCUCCGUAACGGAACAACUGAAGGAACACAUGCUGAUGAAAGCGGAAAUAGAAGCCCGGCAGGAAAGUUUCGAUGACGUCAUCAAUAAUGGGAACACCAUGAUCCAGAAUAAACAUUUUGCAUCUGAUGAUAUAAGAGAGAAGAUGAAAGAGUUGGAAAGGACGAGGAAGAAGCUGGAUGAGGUGUGGAGGCGGAAGAAGAAGAUGCUGGAUGACCAGCUGGAUCAACAGAUCUUCCUCAGGGAUGCUAACCAACUUGAAACCAUCACAAAUACCCAAGAGUUAUCCGGGCUGAAGGAAUUCGCUGAGAGGUUGUUGCAGGCAAGUCAUUUCGAUGCUUCCAACAUCAAAGAUACUCUUGAGAAUGCCGUUACUAGACGAGCCACCGUGAAAGAGUUAUGCUCUGAUCAGAGAUCGAAGCUGUCCGAUAAUCUUCUUUACGUUCAAUUUAACAGAGAUGUUAAUGAGGCGGAAGGAUGGAUCGAAGACAGACUGAAAGUCGUGAAGGAGGAAGACUUCACGAAUGUCAAGGACAUCCAUGACAAGUUGAAAAGUUUGAAGAAGCACCAAGCAUUCGAAGCAGAGAUCUUCGCCAACUCCGAGAAGAUCAAGUCCAUCAAGAAUUCCGGAGAAUCCCUGCUGAAGAAUCAUCACCCGAAAUCCUCGGAGAUCCAGUCGCGCGUGAACUCCCUGAUCAAAAAGUGGAACGACCUCCUGCAGGCCUCGAGCAACAGGGGCAGAGGUCUCGAAGAGGUCAAGGACAUACUCAAGUUCAACGAGGAGGCCGAGAAAGUCGAAGCCUGGAUCAGAGAGAAGGAAUUGUUGGUGUCUGCAUGUGACCUUGGCAGAGAUUACGAACAUUGCCUUGAUGUUCAGAAGAAAGUCAACGAUGUGAAGGGUGAUUAUGCCAAUGACGUCACGCAGGCCGCGGUGAUGUCAUCAGAUGAUUACGGGAAAGAUCUGGCGUCCAUCCAGGCUCUCAUCAGAAAACAGGAUGAAGUGGAGAAGGAUAUGACUGCCAUACUGCAGCAAAUCAAAAAAUUGGAUCAGACUUUCGAGGAGUUAUCCAAAAAGUAUCCGGACAUGCUGGAGGUGUCAAGUGGGAAGCUUGAGAAGGUGAAGGACAGUUGGAAGACCCUGGAGAAUCUUACUACUAAGCGAAAAAUGAGAUUAGAAGAGAUGUACCAACUCCAUAGAUUUGUAUCCGACGUCGAAGAACACGCAACAUGGAGUAAGAACCUGGUGAACAUGAUGAACAUUGGCGAACCGGCAACAACGGUUCAGGAAGCUGAACAACAACUUCAAUGCCAUCUGGAAAGGAAGACGGAAAUAGCAGGUCGCCACGACAACUACCAAUCCCUGAUGGAACGGGGGGCGAGGAUGACCUCAGAGAGACAUCCCUCCUCCAAGGACAUCCAACAAAAUGUCCAGAAACUAGAGAGGUCGUGGGCGCAGUUGAAUGAGGAAUGGAGUAGGAGGAAGAGGGUGCUGGCUCAGCUGCACGAUCUUCAGGUUUACGAAAGUUACGCCGACCAGGCUGACCAGUGGCUAGCCACCAAGGAGUCCUUCCUGGCCAAUGAAGAUUUGGGGCACUCUCUGUCCUCGGUGGAUGACCUCAUAAAAGGUCACCAGAGUUUUCAGACGACCCUGGAAGCCCAAUGUGAAAAGCUGGCGGGAGUGAUGAACAGAUGGGAAAAAGUGAAACAGCAGACGACCCUGAGACUUCAGAAGUUGAACGACUCCAAAGAUUACCAGCAGUUCCUAUUGGCCGUUCAUGAUGUUGGUGGUGGUGGUGGUGGUGGUGGUGGUGGUGGUGAUGACGAUGAUGAUUCUGAUGACGAUGAUGAUUCUGAUGACGGUGAUGAUUCUGAUGACGAUGAUGAUUCUGAUGACGGUGAUGAUUCUGAUGACGAUGAUGAUUCUGAUGACGGUGAUGAUUCUGAUGACGGUGAUGAUUCUGAUGACGGUGAUGAUUCUGAUGACGGUGAUGAUUCUGAUGAUGGUGAUGAUUCUGAUGACGAUGAUGCUCUAGGUUUCAAACGCCAGUGUGACGAGAUGGAUGGCUGGAUGGACGAAGUUGAAGGCCAGCUGUCGUCGGAGGACCACGGCAAAGAUGUCAUCAGUGUCCAGAACCUACUGAAGAAGCAUCAGAUUCUUCUGGAUAAGCAUACGGAACUGAAAAGCAAGUCAGCCGACCGGAAAUUCAAGUUGAAUGAUGCCGUCGAGUCCCAGACGUUCUACACGGAGUCCCAGGAAGCGGAUACAUGGAUGAAUGAGAAGAAGAUGAUUCUGGAGAGUAGGGAUUAUGGGAAGGAUGAAGAUUCCGUACAGAUCCUGUUGAAGAAAUUGGACUCCUUACUGUUGGACCUCGACAACUUCAACAACAACAUCGGAGAGUUGAGUGCCCUCUGUCAGGGACUCGUCAGUAGAGGCCACUUCGAUAGCCACAACAUCCGCGAGAAGCAAGCUACUACUGAGAAGAAGUACGGAGAUCUGCAAGACCUGGCCCAGAAGAGGAAGGCCAAACUGAUUGAGAGCAAACAACUUUUCGAGUUUGUUCGGGAGAGUGAUGACGUCACUGAGUGGAUGAAGGAGAAGGAGGCCUGCGAAGAGAAAAUAAACCACAUCAACAGUCUGGCCCGGAGUCUUCUCUCAGCCAAUCACAGCUCUGCCCCAUUUAUCGACCGGAAGUGUAAGGAUAUCAACCGGAUGUGGGCUGAGCUCAAAGACCUAUCUCAAAAUCGAAUGGAUUCGUUGGAGGGUGCGAAGAAGGUGCACAGUUUUGUGAGGGACGCGGACGACACAAUCGAGUGGAUGGAGGAGAAGGACUUGCUGGCUUCCUCGCAGGAGUAUGGCCAGGAUGUGCAGAGUGUCAAUGCUCUUAUCGUUAAGCAUAAGACGUUGGAGGCAAGACGCUGUUGUGGUGUGCAAGACUUAGCAGCCAUCAUGCAGCAAGUUGAGGAGAUAAAGAGUAACGCGGAGGAGUUGAUCCAGACGAUUCCGGAAGCCAAGGAUCACAUAAAUUCGAAACUGGAUGACCUCCGGGUCACCUGGUCAGAGUUGCAGGCCAAGGUCAGGACGAGGUUGGAGAGAUUGCACCAGAUGGAGGGUGUCCAGCUCUUCUUUGAUGAUUACAGGGCUUUGUGCGCAUGGUGCAACGAGAUGCAGGCUCGAAUGACGACCGACGAACUCGCUCUGGACGUAUCCGGCGCCGAAGCACUCGUACUUAGACACAAGGAGAACAAAGCGGAAAUAGACGCAAAGCUGAAGGACGUGUCAAAGUUCACACAGAGAGGCAAGGAGCUGAUCAGUGAGAAGAACUUUUUAGCAGCACAGAUCCAGGGCAAACUGGAGCAUGUGGACAGCUUGUUCACCUCAUUAUUGGAGACGUGGAACAAGAGGAAAGUUCUCUACGAUCAGAACCUUGACCUUGAGUUAUUUAAACGAGACAUGGACUUAUUGGACGUCUGGUUAAACCAGAAGAGGCCAGCCCUGCAUGGUGAUGAUGACGUCAAAAAUCUGGGUGACUCCAUUGAUAUUGUGGAGGCCCUCAUUCAAAAGCACGAUGACUUCGAGAAGAUGGUGCUUGCUCAAGAGGAUAGAUUCAAUGCUAUCAAGAGAUUUACACUGCUUGAAAAGGCAUUCGAAGACCAGAAGAAGCAAGAGGAGAAGAUGAGAAUGGAGGAGGAGAGAAAAAAGGAAAGAGAGAAGCAAGAAGAGAUGAAGAAGAGAGAACAAGAGAGAAUAUUAGAGGAGCGACGGAGAGGAGAGGAGCAGAGGAGAGUGCAGGAUAUCAGGAGGUUGAGAGAUGUUGAAGAUAGUGAGAGACAACAACAAGCCCACGAAGGCCAAAAACUGACCACCAACGAAGUGACCAGCCUCAUCACCAACACACCCAGCUUCGAGAAACAACAGCCUCAACAACAGCCAACUACGACUACAACAUCAUCGGCAGCAGCAGUGACAGCAACCACAACAGCUACAUCCACAAUUGGGUUGAAGCCUAGUGAAGCUUGGGGCGAUGAGGCCGCGAAGAAGAAAGUUACAAAGACUGAUUCACAGAAGAAAGAGAAGAGAAACAGGACUUUAAGUCUUAAAGCUAAGAAGCCACAACUCCACGAGUACCACGGUCCAACCUCUCCACCGCCCAUCGACAUGGAGGGCUACCUGGAAAGGAAGCACCAGUUUCAGAAGGGGCAUACGAAGGCCACCAUCAGGUCCUGGAAGACUUACUACACCGUGCUCUGCGGACAGUUGCUCUGCUUCUUUAAGGAUGAUAAGGAUUACCUCCAGCAAUUAGCCGCUUCUCCACCUCUGGCUAUUCAUGGCGCCAUGUGCGAAACUGCCCCUGAUUAUACGAGGAAGAAGAAUGUUCUUAGAUUAUCCUUGGUAGAUGGAUCUGAAUACUUGUUCAUGGCGCAAGAUCCGUUUGAAAUGGUCGAGUGGGUUAACAAGAUCAAGUUUCAUGCUGCUCUCCGUCCAGCCAUGCAGCUCUUACAGUACAACUCAGAAGUCGGCAACCAAAUUUUUUCACCUACUUCACCAACUGGUGACGCCAACCUUCUUGACGAAACUGACUCAGUUAGGCCAGUUAAAAAGCAGCAACAGCAGCCACAGCAGCUACAGGAACAUGAUGCAGAAUCAGAUACAGAAAUCGUCGUCGACAGAAUGAAGCAACAGCAGCAAAAACAGAAAUCGAAAAUCACAUCAACUACUUCAUCAUCGAAACAACUGACUACUGUUGUCGAGAGUAAAUCUUCAACAUCUCCCACAUUGUUGGCAACAUCUGCGAAUGUUGCCGAGUUGUUGAAGGUUAAUGGCUCUCAACAUUCUUACGGUUCUGGAGGUGGUGACUCCAGAAAGCUGAGUAUCGAGGGAGAAACUCCGCCCCUUCCAACUUCAGUCCCUCCCCCACAGUCGGCGCACAGCGGAAGUUAUCCCGCAUCCGAUAGCGGAUCCAGUGAUUUAGGAGGAGCUUCCGGCAAGCAGUACUACAAAGUUUUAUCAGAUUUUGAGCAGCCAGCCUCCAUUCUACCCCCUCAACAACGCCCCGUCUCUUCAUACGACACCCUCCCCCACCCUUCAGCAGCUUCCUCUCAGCAGACCUACCGUUCUUCCAUGCAGUUCGACACCACCACUACCAGGUCCUCUGCCACCCUUGAACCGGGGGAUAAAGGGCCGACCGGCACCAAAAGCAAGAAGCACAGUUUUUUCGGGGGGGUUUUUAAUAAGAGUAAAAAGGAGAAGAAGUGAUUGGCUGGUUUUAAUUAGUUGAUUUUCGAUUGGUUGGGUUUAAUAAGUUGAUUUUUGAUUGGCUGGUAGUUUGUUUUAUCUUUGAUUGACUGGUUGAUCGUAAAUAAUGGCGGUUGGUUGAUUGGCUGAUUGAUCGAUCGAUCGAUCAAUUGAUUGAUUGAUUAAUUGGUUGCU
This is a messenger RNA of Helobdella robusta, 9360 nucleotides long. RefSeq lists its product as hypothetical. Gene Ontology annotation, cellular component: cell junction; plasma membrane; cell projection. Gene Ontology annotation, molecular function: phospholipid binding; actin filament binding. The transcript has 68 exons. Gene Ontology annotation, biological process: actin cytoskeleton organization. NCBI's taxonomy places the organism in Eukaryota, Metazoa, Annelida, Clitellata, Rhynchobdellida, Glossiphoniidae. The coding region runs from base 1 to 9186 and encodes 3061 amino acids. The record is from RefSeq and is a predicted model, not a curated record.